UCUCGACGUGCGGGCGGGCGGAGCAGGUGGCCUCUGGUGUGAGGCCAGGGCGUGGGGGUGGGCGGACCCGGGCGUGAGGCCAGUGCGUGCGGGCAGGCAGAGCAGGGCGGUCUGAGCUCGGCGUGCGGGUGGGCCUCUGGGCGAGCGUCGGUCGGGGUGGUAGAGCACGGCCGCCGUCGUGCUGCCUCUGGGCGGAGCCGGCUCCCCCUCUCCCCAGGUGACGGCGCUGGACAGUUCCAGGAGACUGCUGUGGCGGCGACGGCGACGACGGCGCCAUGUCCAAGUGGGGUAGCUCGGCUACUCAAUCGAGGGGCAGUGGAGCGUCCAGGAUGGUUGAGCGCCAUCUGGAGCCAAGCUCGAUGUGGGAGCUGCAGCCAUAUCCUCUUGGUAAGGAGACUGGACUCCCCUUGAUCCCAUGCCCUGACUGUGGGAUGGCGAGGGUGAUAGAGAGGCGGUCAGGGAAGGACACGACCGAGAACUACCUGCGUGUGUUCUUCAAAUGUCCACGGAACUCAUUUCCUAAGCUUUGCGGGUUCUAUAAUUUCCAAAGGCAGUAUUUGGAUAAGCUGGAGGAGCUUGGCAUUGUCGCAAUCCACAAAUUCCCCCUGGCAGUGGACAUUGGUGAUGAAGCUGAAGAGGUAGCAGAUGCAUCAUCUGGGAGAAUGGUCAUGAAUAUGCGGGCUGGUGAACUACAGAUUGAGGCCAAGGUGGACAAUCUUGCGUGCAAGUUCAACCUUUUGAUGUCUGUUUUAGUAGUUGGUCUUGGCUGUGUGUUGAUGUAUGUUGCAGGCAGGCAGUGAAGUCAAGUUCACUGCAUAAUGUAUUUUAGUCU
Molecule: messenger RNA, 832 nt
Organism: Panicum hallii
Lineage: Eukaryota; Viridiplantae; Streptophyta; Magnoliopsida; Poales; Poaceae
Exons: 2
Coding region: 276-800 (174 amino acids)
Source: RefSeq, a predicted model, not a curated record